Molecule: messenger RNA, 2565 nt
Organism: Sceloporus undulatus (fence lizard)
Lineage: Eukaryota; Metazoa; Chordata; Lepidosauria; Squamata; Phrynosomatidae
Product: CMP-sialic acid transporter
Exons: 8
Coding region: 199-1215 (338 amino acids)
Biological process (GO): pyrimidine nucleotide-sugar transmembrane transport
Cellular component (GO): Golgi membrane
Molecular function (GO): pyrimidine nucleotide-sugar transmembrane transporter activity
Source: RefSeq, a predicted model, not a curated record
UCUAUACUGCACAAGUCUACGCCCUUUGUCUAUAUUACUCUACUUCCGGAGGAAGAUUCGAAGCCAUUCCUAUCUCUAUGGUUGAAUCCCGCCCGGGGUGUCCGCUCUAGCCGCUCGCUCUCGCUCUCCUUGAGGCAUUGGGAUGAUUGACGGGACAGGCUCCUGCGCUCGCCGGCUAUUCCUCUCCUUCUGCCGACCAUGGCGCCUCAGAAAGAAAAUGUUGGUUUGCUUUUUAAGUUGUACUGCUUGACGGUGAUGACCUUGGUGGCUGCGACAUACACAGUUGCUUUGCGAUACACAAGAACGACAGAAACAGUUCUGUACUUUUCAACGACAGCUGUGUGUAUAACAGAAGUUAUCAAGUUAUUCCUAAGUUUGGGCAUUUUAACAAAAGAGACUGGAAGCCUAGGUAGAUUGUUGACAUCGUUGAAAGAAAAUGUCUUGGGAAGCCCUAAAGAACUACUUAAAUUAAGUGUUCCCUCUCUGGUGUAUGCCAUUCAGAACAACAUGGCCUUCCUGGCUCUUAGCAAUUUGGAUGCAGCAGUUUACCAGGUCACCUAUCAGUUGAAGAUCCCAUGUACAGCCUUAUGUACAGUCUUAAUGCUGAACCGCUCUCUCAGUAAACUGCAGUGGUUCUCAGUCUUCAUGCUCUGUGGUGGAGUCACACUUGUUCAGUGGAAACCAGCACAGGCUACAAAAAUUCAGAUGGAACAAAGCCCUCUGAUAGGCUUUGGUGCGAUCGCAAUUGCUGUUUUAUGUUCCGGAUUUGCAGGGGUGUAUUUUGAGAAAGUACUUAAGAGUUCAGAUACAUCUUUAUGGGUCAGGAACAUUCAAAUGUAUCUUUCUGGCAUUGUUGUGACCUUGGUUGGUGUCUACAUGUCUGAUGGAGCUCAAGUAAUGGAGAAAGGUUUUUUCUAUGGCUAUACUCAUUAUGUCUGGUUUGUGAUAUUUCUUUCCAGUGUUGGAGGCCUUUACACGUCAGUUGUUGUUAAAUACACAGACAAUAUUAUGAAAGGCUUUUCUGCAGCGGCCGCCAUUGUCCUCUCUACUAUUGCAUCUGUUAUUCUCUUCGGUUUACAGAUUACCAUAACUUUCUCUCUCGGUGCUCUUCUUGUAUGUAUUUCAAUAUAUUUGUAUGGAUUGCCUCGACAAGACACGACAAAACUCCAGCCAGUAGAAUCAAAAGCAUCAAAAGAGAAUCUUAUUCAUGUUUAACAUUCACAACCAUGAAGAAAAGACAUUUGAAAGUAAAGAAGACUUGACAAAGUAUCUUUUCCCCAUUUCCUUUAAAAAAAAGAAAAAAAGAAAUAGCCUUAAACUGUUUAUGGCUGCCUUUUCUGCUCGGACUAAAGUGAAGUAAAUCUACAGUGGAAUGAAGGUUUACACUGUAUUAUGGAUACUUCAUUAUGUUAUGUAGUACUGUUACUGAUGUAAAGUUGUGUCUUAAUUUUGUGUUGGACUAUGAAGCUCUUGCUUGUCAAAAAUAUAUAUAUGAAGGACUGGAAAAUGCAUCUAUAUAUUGAUAAAUUGUGUAUAUAAUAAAGAGGGGGACGUUGUUGGAUGUCACUUUGAUGUACUAGAGAAUAGCAAUGUCUGCUCUUUGAUAUGCUGUUGCAUAUUUUGAUUAUACUAGUGUAGAAAGUACUGCACAUUUUCCUCUGCAUGUCCCAGCCAACUGUUGAACAGCAAACUAGUUGUCGCAGCUAGAAUGACAUGGAGGUUGAGACUGAAUACCAUUAUUUGAUGGGUAAAAUGACCACAAUUCUAGCUAGAACAAAUCCUAUGUCUUCAUGUGUUUGGUACAGUGAAUCCCUUUGCAACAGGAGGAAGGAAAAAAAUGCAGCUGAGGCUGCUUUUAAUAGUUUUUUAAUGUGAUGGAGUUUUAUACCAUUUUGUAUUCUAAUAACACUUUGUUCACACUUGUUAGGCCUAAACACAUUUUUGUGCAAGUUAUGUAAAGCAUUGUUCCAUUCUGGAUUGUGCCUUUUACUUGAAUGAAACAUAAAGGAGCAACUAUGGUCCCUGAGGGUUGUGAGGGGCUAUAAUUCUCAUCGUUCACUGUGUUGGCUAUGGACUUGUAGGCUAAAACACAUCUGGUAGGGCCAAAAAUGCCUACUUCUGAAAUGCAACUGUUUGGAAGUCGGCAGGAGGAUAAGUACAGUAUGUUUGGCAUCACUUAGAUCAGGAGGAGGACUUACAUGGUUUUCUACCUGACUGCAAACUCCCAGCCGCAUCAGCCAGCAACGAGGAAUGCCGGGAGUUGCAGUUGAGCAACAUCUGCAGGUCCAUAUGAUUUUCAUCAAGAUGUACAAUUUAUUCAUUUUGGUCAAGUCAUGAAUUGGCAAAAUGCUUUGCCUUUCACUUUUGAAAGAGAUGCUUUUUCCAUUAAAUAAUUGUACAUGCUUUUUAAAAUUACUAAUGUGUUAUUUUUGUAAGUUGGUCUUCUGCAAAUCCUUUUUAUUUCUAUGCUAGUAAGCACAGGAUUGUGUCUUUCUCAUUAUGAGGGAUGGAUUCUAAAUGGAGAGGUCUUCUAGGUAGUAAAGGCAGUGGCACAACUAGGGGUGG